AUCUAGAAGAUUUGGGUUUAUUACAUAUUCUCAAUCAUCUAUGGUUGAUCAAGCCAUGUCAAAUAGGCCUCAUCAAAUUGAUGGUCGUGAAGUGGAAACUAAACGCGCUGUACCGCCUGACGAAAUUAAAAAAUCGGAUACUACAGUUUCUGCAAAUAGAAUUUUUGUUACUGGUAUAAAAAACCAGUCGGAAAAUGAUCUUCUUGAAUAUUUUGGAAAAUUUGGCAAUAUCACUAAGAUAACAAUAGUAACUGAUAAAGGUGGCCAAAGAAGAGGAUUUGGAUUUAUUGAGUAUGAUGAUACCGAUUCAGUUGACAAAGCUAUUUUGGUAAAAAGUCACCAAGUUGAUGGAGAAAAAUUGGAUGUGGAAAAAUCUAUUAGUCGUAGUGAUGGCGGUGGUAAUAGAAGUAGCUGGAGAGGAAAUCCGAGAAACGAAUUAUGCGGAGGACAUAAUAACAGAUUAAAUGGCGGUGGUGGAGGAUAUAGAAAUUCUGGAAUGGGAGGAGGUUAUGGCUCUGUCGGAGGCGGUUAUAUGUAUGGCGGCAGUGCGGGCGGGUACAAUUCUAAUUCUGGUGGAGCCUGGAAAGGCAGCGGUGGUGCUCCUCAAAUUUUGGUUAAAAAUUAUCCAAGUUGGGGCAACCAAAGAGGUGGCGGUGGUGGUUGGGGAGGCUCACAACAACCUAGUAACAACUGGGGUCCAAAUCAAAGUUAUGGCGGUGGUGGUGGUGGCCCGAUGAGGUCAAAUUAUACCUCUAAUAUUCGUACUACACCUUAUGGAAACCCAGGAGCUGGUAAUGGAAAUGCAGGUAAUGCUGGCUCUGGUCAAAAUCCUGGUCGACGGUAUCAACGCAUCACUUUCUACUAAAGGCAGGAUCCGAAGACGCAGUCUGUUAGGCAGUAUAAACCAAAAUAGGAAACUCAUACCGGUUAUUUCUAUGUAUUAUUUAAAACCGUUCAUGAGUUGGGUAUUAAUGACACAAGAGCCAGUCAUUUGAAAUACAUUCUUAUCCUCGCCUACUGGUCAUUCAGCUUAUUAAAUUUAUCUA
Messenger RNA from Acyrthosiphon pisum (pea aphid), 1046 nucleotides. RefSeq names its product heterogeneous nuclear ribonucleoprotein 87F-like. The record is from RefSeq and is a predicted model, not a curated record. NCBI's taxonomy places the organism in Eukaryota, Metazoa, Arthropoda, Insecta, Hemiptera, Aphididae. Gene Ontology annotation, biological process: mRNA splicing, via spliceosome. Gene Ontology annotation, molecular function: mRNA 3'-UTR binding. The transcript is spliced from 7 exons. Gene Ontology annotation, cellular component: catalytic step 2 spliceosome. The coding region runs from base 41 to 865 and encodes 274 amino acids.